AUGUGGAGAGGACGAGAGACAGUGGAUGUUCUUGAACUCCACAGGAAGUAUGGCAAGAUCGUCAGACUUGCACCAGAUCUUGUCGCGAUGCUCGGCGAAGGCGACUUAUGGAAGGAGAUUUACGCUUCAAAGUCAAGAGGUGUCUGCACUUUUAGUAAAGACAUCCUUUUCUAUGACGUCCCGGUCAAUGGCAUUCCUGGUCCAGUCUCUGCCCAAGAUGAGGCUGCCGGCCGCAUGAGGAAGACAAUGGCACCAGCAUUCAGUGACUCGGGCUUGAGACAGCACGAGUCAAGAUUCAAAGGCUGGUGUCAGGCGCUGACAGAUCGACUCUCGAUGCACGCAAAGGACAGGAUCCCAACCGACAUGGUCAAAAUGUUCAACUGCACCACUUUCGACGUCAUGAGUGAUAUGCUGCUCUCUGAGCCACUGCAUAUGUUGGAAAAGGGAGAGUAUGCUCCACUCGUCAGUCUGAUUUUUUGGCUUCUCAAAUACGUCACACGGCUCAAGACACUUCGGUACUUCAGCAGAACCUAUGGACCAAAGAUCCGUGGUCUUAUCAUGCGCAUUCCCACCAUCAACCGGAUUGCGAAAGGUCACCACCAUUUCGUUACAAACCGUGUCGAUGAACGGCUGGCGAAGAACCCAGAAGCACCUGAUAUCUGGUCUCUGGUCACUGCCGAUAGCACCACAGCGUCACUUAUCAGCACUGAAGAACGGUACUCAAUUGCCAACGAGUUGAUGAUCGCAGGAACCGAGACUUCGGCCACAGCUCUCAGUGGUAUCCUUUACUACUUGCUCCUCAACCCCAAGUGGCUCAAAACACUGUCCGAACAUCUUCGCUCCCAAUACGCCGACAUCGAUAGCUUGAACAUGUUCGCUCUCCAGGGCGAUAAACUCCUGAAUGCGAUCAUCAAAGAGUCGAUCAGAAUGUACCCACCCGUCCCCGUUGGCUUCCCUCGAUCCGUACCGGCGGAGGGAGCUGACUUCAAGGGAUUCCACUUUCCCAAAGGCACACGGCUGGCAAUCUACCAGCACGCAACCUACCGAAGCGAAGAGCUCUGGACGGAGCCCAAUGUUUAUCAUCCAGAACGCUGGAUGGGCGAAGAUGAGAAGUUCAAGAACGAUCGAUUUGAUGCCUACGAGCCCUUCAGCGUUGGUCUACGGGCAUGCUCAGCUCAGAACUUCGCUUGGCACGAGAUCCGUCUGGUCCUCGCCAGUGUUCUCCUCAACUUUGACUUUGAACUGCGUCCUGAGUCGAUCAACUGGUCGGAGCAGAAGACAUACAUUGUCUGGGAGAAACUUCCUUUGAAUGUGAAUGUUAAGAAGAGGGUUGCGUAA
Molecule: messenger RNA, 1338 nt
Organism: Ramularia collo-cygni
Lineage: Eukaryota; Fungi; Ascomycota; Dothideomycetes; Mycosphaerellales; Mycosphaerellaceae
Product: related to isotrichodermin C-15 hydroxylase (cytochrome P-450 monooxygenase CYP65A1)
Exons: 8
Coding region: 1-1338 (445 amino acids)
Molecular function (GO): heme binding; oxidoreductase activity, acting on paired donors, with incorporation or reduction of molecular oxygen; monooxygenase activity
Source: RefSeq, a predicted model, not a curated record